Molecule: messenger RNA, 4845 nt
Organism: Eleginops maclovinus (Patagonian blennie)
Lineage: Eukaryota; Metazoa; Chordata; Actinopteri; Perciformes; Eleginopidae
Product: FHF complex subunit HOOK-interacting protein 1A-like
Exons: 17
Coding region: 1007-3814 (935 amino acids)
Source: RefSeq, a predicted model, not a curated record
GUGAGUGACAGCUGAGAUUUAAGCCUCCGGGACGGAGCUGCAGUCUGAAGCGACAGAAACACGCAGUUUAAAACAAAAUAACUCCCUAUUAUACAACUUUUGUGGACUUGAAAAGGCUUUAAAUCUACUUUACUUUAUUUUUUGUUACAAGAAGUUAAAAGGAGUGACAUUCCUUCAUCCAACAGCAGCCGAGGACUCCAUGUUGUCCCUGCAGCAGCACAGAGGUAUGCUGUAAUACUGCAGUACUAUAUAACUGUGAUACCGUAUAACUCGGGGCGGAUUCUUGGAGAGCUCCAUGGGAAUUUGAGGAAUGUCUCGGGAACGCCCCGGGUGGGAUUCAGGAUGUGUUCCCAUUUUCCCGGGUUUGAUUGUCGCUUGUUGCUAACGACCCUCUCUUCCUGUUCCUGCCUGUGGGAUGAUCUGUCUUUGGACACGGGGAGGGGAACACAAUGUCAUUGAAGAUUUCAUCAGACUGUUGAACUCCUGACCUCAAACCCUUGUUCUCAACACACACAUCUCUUCAUCCCACUUAUUGAUAUAUCAUUACAGUGUGUGUUGCUGUGCAGUGAGGGUCUCCUCUGUCAACCUCCUGCAGGACAGCAGCUCUCCUUCGAGCCCAGAACGAGGGUCUGAUCCUGGGCAGAGGGAUCCAGCUGAUGCCCCCCAUCCACCACACACACUCACACAGGGAUAUGCUCUAACAUACGCCGGUCAAAAUGAUGGCCUCAGUGGUCGCCCGGGGUAACCGCAGGAAGUCCCUCACGCUGAGAGGGGUGGACCCCGAGACCUGCAUGAUCGUGUUUAAAAACCACUGGGCUCAGGACUUCCUGUUGAAGGAUACUCCCGCCCCCUCUCCCUGCAGGUGGUGAAGAUCUUAGAGAAGCACGAGCCGAGUCGCAGCGGAGCUCUGAGUUUCCUCUCGUCUCACACUGGAGGAUCUGCAGGGCUGCGACUCGGACCCAUCCCCACCGACGAGGCCAGCGCCGUGCAGAACUACGUGGAGCACAUGCUGUUCCUGCUGAUGGAGGAGGAGGCGGGCCAAGGCGGAGCGAUGGGGCCCAUCCUAGAGCUGGUGGUGGUGGAGGGCGUGAUGGAGAGGCUGUUCCUGUGGAGCCUGAGGAGGCAGUUUACAGAGGACAUGAAGCUGGAGCAGCUGUGCAUCUACCAGAUGCUGCUGUCCCAGGCCCGGCAGCCGCUGCUGCACCACAAGCCCAUCCUCCGGCCUCUGAUGAUGCUGCUGGCCUCCUGCGCCGGCGCAGCCACCGACGGCGGCGGUGUGGUGGAGGCGGAGCUUGUCCUCCUGCUGCACCAGCUGUGUGUUUCUCUGGUGAAAGACCCCUCAGUGCUGGAGCUAUUCUUCCACACCAGUGAGGACCAGGGGGCCGCCAACUUCCUGCUCUUCUCCCUUCUCAUACCCUACACACACAGACAGGGCUCAGUGGGUCAGCAGGCCCGGGACGCUCUGCUGCUCAUCAUGUCUCUGUCCGCCGCCGACCCUCGAGUCGCCCGACACAUCGCCCAGAACACAUACUUCUGCCCUGUUCUGGCCACAGGUCUCUCUGGUCUGUACUCGUCUCUUCCUGCCAGGCUGCAGGUCUACAGUGAGGACUGGCACUGUCUGGACCAAGCCGACUGGCAGCAGGUUCCAGCUCUCGUCCACUUCAUGCACUCUCUGGACUUCUGUAGUGCUGUUACAAAGGUGGCUCACCCAUCGAUCCGCUCUCAGCUGUUGGGUUAUAUCUACAACGGCUUCCUGGUUCCUGUUCUGGCUCCUGCUCUGCACAAGCUGACGGUGGAGGAGGUGAUGACCACCACGGCGUACCUGGACCUGUUCCUGCGCUCCGUCUCCGAGCCCGCCCUCCUGCAGAGCUUCCUGUCCUUCAUCCUGCUGCACACACACGACAGCGUGCACAUCCUGGACACGCUGGUUAGCCGAGUCAACACACCCUUCCAGCUGGGCACGGUGUCUCUGGCUCUGUUCAGGACUCUGAUUGGUCUCUUCUGUGAGGACGUCAUGCUGCAGCUCGUCUUCAGGUAUUUGAUCCCCUGCAGCCACCUGAGCAGGAGGCAGCGUUCCUCCCUGCAGCAGAAACACUCCUCCUCCUCCUCCAGCGUCUCCUUCCUGCUGCUCCUGCCAUCCUGGAGCCCGGGCAACAACAACACACACUCAGAGCAUAUCCACUGGCCCAAAGCAGCCGAUGUGUCGGACAGCGUGGGUUACUGCCGGGCGUCAGACUUCCUGAUGGAUGUGAACUACCUGCUCUACCUGUGGGACGCUCGCCGGGCCAUAUCCACCUCCCACAGGGCGUGUCAGCGAUGGUCGUCUCCCUACGACGGGAUCGACCCUCCAGUUCUGGAAUCUGCCGUUGAAGAAGAGGAAGACAUCGCAUCUCAGAUCAAAAAUGACUCCCCGACGCCAGCCUUUUCCCCAUCACCUCCUCCCUCAGAUCCGCUUCCUACAGGAAACCACGCAGUGCGAGCCGGUUCCUCCUUGGAGCUGGAGUGGGACGACAUCUUUGCAGACGACGAUGCCUGCUCGUUAGCAGACGGUGUUACGAUGGAGGUCUCCAGAUGCACCUCGACGCCUUUACCCCCACGACACAUCCAGGAGAUGCGCCGCACCGCGACCAAGCUGGUGCACGGAUCCUAUGUGGAGGAGUCGGACUUUGAGGACGACGUGCUGGUCUACGACCUGGUGGCACAGCGGGAAACCAAGGCGACCAAUCGGCAAUCACGAGGAAACAAAACGACGAGGUUCGGGCGGACGGUGAUGGAGGCGGUGAACAGUAUAAUGUCGACACGGAGGAAGAGCGAGGAGGCAGAGAAAGAGGAGAGGAGAAGGAGUGAGGAGAGGAGGCAGGAAGCAGAAGAGAUGGACGCAGAAGAAGGACGACUCACGAACGGCUUCAACGAUCACAUUGUCAGCGAACAGGACGAUCCUGAUGAACAUCCAGUGCCACGUUCAGGGACGUUUCAAAACGGUGGGAUUAAUCACUUACCUGGAGAGGAAGUCGCUGAAAAGGACGACUUCCUGUCCCGAUACCAGGAGCUCAUGAUGUCGUUAGGUGUGGAGCCGGACUGUGAAGACGUCACUAACGACAUUAGCUCGUUCAGGAGGCGAGUCCGAGCGCUGAGGCAAAAACUGGGAGAGGAAGAGGAGGAGGAGGAGCUUGUCUGUCACUUCUCGUGGGAUGACGGUGAGCAAGAGGAUGAAGUCAUGGAGGAAGGAGAGGAGGAAGAAGGGAGUAAGGAAGGAAGCAGGAGGCAUGGAGCUCCCUUUACAGGCCCAUUCAUCAGCGUCUUGUUGUCCCGGCUGGAGAACCUUCUGGAAAACUCCAUCUCUGUGAACCUGCUGCUGACAGGAAUCCUGGCUCAGCUGGCGUCGUACCCACAACCUCUGCUGAGGGACUUCCUGCUCAGCACACACACACACAGCCAGCACAACGUACGCACACUCUACCAGGUGUUGGUAUCUGUGCACGCUCAGAUCGAGCGCUACGUGGCGGACCGACCUGAUUUCCCUGCUCUGCUCGCUCAGGCCUGGAGGUUCCUGCUGGCUAAAGACCAGGACAGCAAGUUAAGAGAGAGCCUCCAGGUUCAGGAUGGGGAUGUAAUCCUGGACCCGUCCCUCCCCAAUGGCUGGGUGAGGACGGCCCUGUCUCCACCCCCCCUCAGCGUCCUGCCACCCUGCCCCCCCAUCCCACCGCAGGCCAAGAGCCGAGUGUUCGCCAUCGUGAUGUUUGCCGAGUUCCUGAAAGAAUUGGCCGCCAUUGCCCAGGAGCAAAGCAUCGCUCCGGCUGCUGCAGAGGAGUGACGGACAUUAAUGUGCAUGCUAUGAAGGUACCGCUGGAAAAGGACAGACAAGGCUGGAAAAAAAGCACAAAACAUGCAACAACAUACGUGUAUGUAUUUGCAUUUGCAUGUUUUUAUAUUAAUCAGAAUCAGAAAACAUUAUUGACCAUUUGAGAAUGAAAUAAAUACAAAUAACUGAAUAUAUAUUUUACAAAAGAGACUUAAAGUAAGAAUUCAAAGUCAAAUAAAAUGUAAAAAAUGUUUAAAUAAGAGGUUAAAAUAAAAUAUCCAAUAAAAGAUCAAAAUAAUACAAAUUAAAUGUUAUUUUAUCAUUUCUGUGGGGAAACGUUACUUCAAUUCUAAGUUUUUACAUUAUUUAUUACAUUAGAUUUUUUAUUGCACAUUCUUACUUUAACUUUUUCUGUUUUUAUAAAUAUUUUUAUUCAAUGAUUUUAUUAUUAAAUAUUAAAAAAUGAUGAAGAAUAGAAAAGUCAGAGUAAUAUAUGAGGCCUGUUAAAUAUUUGUUGUGUACAAUACAUGUAUAUUCUGAGCGGCACUUUACCGUAUUUAUAUGUUGAUAAAAACGAGGUUAUUUUUAAGAUAAUAUUCUAUAUUUGUCAGACGAUAAAUGCUCUGUUUUCCCACUUGUAUUAAUGUGCACUUUUUUAUUUUUGUUUAUCAACUGAAGAAUCCUGAGCUGCGUUGAACCUCGUUGUGGCCAAAACAAGGAAAUACUUUAUUUAAUAUUUUAUUCUUACCGUUUUUUAAACCAACCUCAAUUCAAAAAGAUAUCAAAGUUACAGCGAAUGUUUUUCCGUUUAAUCUGAAGACAUUAUGGGAUGGCCUGCUGUGUGUUGAUAGUGCCAUCUGCUGGUGAAAACCUGUACUGCCAAAAUAAUAUGAGAAUACUAAAUCUGAAAACACAAAAAUAUCUUCGUUUGUUUCUUUAAGUAUUUAAAAAGUUACUUAUGAAUAUUGAUGAACUGAGCGAUGAAGUGUUUGUAUACGUUGAGGAACUUCUCUCUCUCAAGAUAAAUAAAGUCUUUAACAAUA